AUACCGUGGGAAAAAUCUUUUGGCUAAAACACGUCGGCAAAAAGAAAAAGAAAUUUUUCCGUGCCAAAUGAUUUUGGUCCGUCAAAAUUUAUAUAAAAGACGCGAAGUUAGCUUUUAAGUAAUCAUUUUAUAGUUUGUUCAUAUAGCGUGUUUAUGUUUUUUGUUUUCGUGACAACACACAAUUUAAAUUAAACGUUAUGUCGUCGUUAAUGUCAUCUCAAGGCCCGUUGAAGGCCAUUCAUAUUCAAGUUCCAAUUGGAAUUCCAACUCCAGAUGGCGGAUUAGAAAUUCCUAAUCGUGUUUUCUUGGGAGGCAUACCCACCGAGACAACUGAAUUAGAGCUGGAGUUGUUUUUUUCUGAUUACGGAUUAGUUAAAGAUGUGCGAAUUGUAACAGACCGAGUUACUGGUGAAUGUAAAGGUUAUGGAUUUGUUACAUUUGAUGAAAAUGAAGAUAUAAACGAGCUUGUUGUUAAGAAAUCCAUCAAUAUGAAAGGGAAAAAGCUUCGGGUUAGAAAAGCGAUUCGACGCAACGGUUCCCAAUUUAACAGUUGUGGUAAUUCAAGUGAAUGUUCUCCAAGUGGUGGCAACUCUCCGCUUUCUAAAGGUUUUGAUGAAAACGAUCAUCAAUUUUUGUUAAUUCCUCAACAAUCCAGUACUCCUUCUCAGUUUCCUAUUUUGUCAUCACAUAUGAUGUAUCCUACAAGUUCUCAUAUAUAUACUUCAGCGGGUCCUAUGACAGUAACGCCUCGCAUUGUACCGUCGCCUCAUUUAAUUGCUGGAACGCAGCCAUACCAUACUCCUGUUAUGUAUCCUGUGUACUACUUUCCUUGUGCCAAUCAGCAAAUGCAAAUGAACUGUUCAAUGAUUCAACAGAUGACAAUUUAGAUUAAUUUAAGAAUUAAAGAGGAUCCAUAAAAGGAAGAAGUUUUAUUGCGAUUUAAUUUAGCUGACAUAAUCAGCAGAAUUUUAGCUACAAAAUGCGAUUUUUUUUUACUCAGUUAAUGUUUUGAAGAAUCUAGACGUGAAAUUAAUGUACUUUUAAAUUAUAUCCAUUGACUGCCAUUAUCAGCACUACCUUGCCAUUGGCUGCAUUAUUUAUACAUUUUUAAAUUUUUUGUAGCUAUAAAUUUUAUUUCUUUGUUUUACGACAAAAAAAUAUACAUUUUUUUUAUUUACAGAGUUUAUAUCCAUAUAGAAAAUUUAUAUAUACAUAUACGUUGUUAUAGUAUUUAAACGGUUUUGACUAAAAUAUUUUGAAAGGCGAUUUUUUAUUUUUCAGAAAAUUUUCAUUAAACAUA
Molecule: messenger RNA, 1300 nt
Organism: Hydra vulgaris (swiftwater hydra)
Lineage: Eukaryota; Metazoa; Cnidaria; Hydrozoa; Anthoathecata; Hydridae
Product: deleted in azoospermia protein 4
Biological process (GO): positive regulation of translational initiation; 3'-UTR-mediated mRNA stabilization
Cellular component (GO): cytoplasm
Molecular function (GO): mRNA 3'-UTR binding; translation activator activity
Source: RefSeq, a predicted model, not a curated record